AACUAUGAAAAAUAUUUUAAUUAUAUAUUAAGUAAGAAAGGAUCCUAAGUCGUGAGUGAGAGCCACAUAUUUCUUUGUUUGUCUUUGCAUUACAUCGUCUCUCUGAGUGAGUGAGAGCGUAGACACAGUCAGUACAGACCUUCAAAACCCAUAUCCAUGGCGUCAAUGGCUUCGAUCGGUGUUCUCAAAGUCCCUUCAUCCUCAUCCUCACCCUCACCCUCACCCUCACCCUCUUCUUCAUCAUCAUCCAAAGCCAUUGCACGCAAUCUCUCAUUCACUUCAUCACAGCUCUGUGGUGAUAAGAUUAACACAAUCUCAGCAAGACAAAGAAGAAGCUAUGGCUGCAGUCCCUUCAUUGUUUCUCCCAAGGCCGUUUCUGAUUCCAAAAACUCUCAAACUUGUCUUGAUCCAGAUGCUAGCAGAAGUGUACUUGGCAUUAUACUCGGAGGAGGUGCCGGGACACGUCUUUAUCCACUGACGAAGAAGCGGGCAAAACCAGCUGUUCCUCUUGGAGCAAACUAUAGGCUUAUUGAUAUCCCUGUAAGCAACUGUCUAAAUAGCAACAUAUCAAAGAUCUAUGUCCUCACGCAAUUCAAUUCAGCGUCCUUGAAUAGGCACUUGUCCCGUGCAUAUGCGAGCAACAUGGGUGGCUACAAAAAUGAAGGUUUCGUUGAGGUUCUCGCUGCACAGCAGAGUCCCGAGAAUCCAAAUUGGUUCCAGGGUACUGCAGAUGCCGUGAGGCAAUAUUUAUGGCUUUUUGAGGAGCACAAUGUUUUGGAGUACUUAGUUCUAGCUGGUGACCAUCUGUAUCGAAUGGAUUACGAGAGAUUUAUACAAGCACACAGGGAAAGUGAUGCUGAUAUCACUGUUGCUGCACUGCCAAUGGAUGAAGCGCGUGCCACUGCAUUUGGUCUAAUGAAGAUUGACGAAGAGGGGCGUAUAAUUGAAUUUGCCGAGAAGCCAAAAGGAGAACAGUUGAAAGCUAUGAAAGUUGAUACUACUAUUUUGGGUCUCGAUGAUGAGAGAGCAAAAGAAUUGCCUUUUAUUGCUAGCAUGGGUAUAUAUGUUGUCAGCAAAAAUGUGAUGCUAGAUCUGCUCCGCGACAAGUUUCCUGGUGCCAAUGACUUUGGGAGUGAAGUUAUUCCCGGUGCAACUGAACUUGGAUUGAGAGUGCAAGCUUAUUUAUACGAUGGAUACUGGGAAGACAUCGGUACAAUUGAGGCUUUCUAUAAUGCAAAUCUGGGAAUCACCAAAAAGCCAGUGCCAGAUUUUAGUUUCUACGAUCGUUCAUCUCCAAUCUACACCCAACCUCGGUAUUUGCCUCCAUCUAAGAUGCUUGAUGCUGAUAUCACCGAUAGUGUUAUUGGUGAAGGAUGUGUAAUUAAGAACUGCAAAAUUCACCAUUCUGUGGUUGGACUGCGAUCUUGCAUAUCAGAAGGUGCAAUCAUUGAGGACACAUUGUUAAUGGGAGCAGAUUAUUAUGAGACGGAUGCUGAUAGGAGGUUUUUGGCUGCUAAAGGCAGCGUCCCGAUUGGUAUUGGCAAGAACUCUCAUAUUAGAAGGGCUAUUAUCGACAAGAAUGCUAGAAUUGGAGACGACGUGAAGAUCAUUAACAGUGACAAUGUGCAAGAAGCUGCAAGAGAAACCGAAGGUUAUUUCAUAAAAAGUGGAAUCGUCACAGUAAUCAAGGAUGCAUUAAUUCCAAGUGGAACUGUCAUCUAAAGUCGUCUCUACUGUUUCCUAUUGCUGCUGUGCAACACCUCAUUUUCACUGCUGGAAGGUGUUACAAGAGCAGUUCUGCUUCCACAUUGGUUUUCUGGUGCAUGUAAUAUUUGGCUCGGAAGUAUAUAGAGUAGAAACUCUUUCUUUAGUCAAGAUGUAAAUUUAAAUAUUCAGUCAAAUAAAUUCUUCUAUAGUCUGCAGUGUCUAGGAUGAAUGUUCUUUUGCAGUUUAUGAAAGGGGUGGAAUAAUAUCCACUAAAAACAAUGAAAAGAAAUACAAUAAAAUCCAUGGAGACAGCUUCUGCUGAUUAA
Trifolium pratense (red clover) is the source of this 2033-nucleotide messenger RNA. RefSeq names its product glucose-1-phosphate adenylyltransferase small subunit 2, chloroplastic. Lineage: Eukaryota; Viridiplantae; Streptophyta; Magnoliopsida; Fabales; Fabaceae. The transcript is spliced from 9 exons. The coding region runs from base 157 to 1722 and encodes 521 amino acids. Gene Ontology annotation, molecular function: glucose-1-phosphate adenylyltransferase activity. Gene Ontology annotation, biological process: glycogen biosynthetic process. The record is from RefSeq and is a predicted model, not a curated record.